GGCAGUGCCCGUGUUGGCGGAGUCCAUCGCCCGUACGCGGCGCGCGCGAGAAACCAUCGACGGCGGCACGCCAGCACCCCGUCCGGCUACAACUCUCUUGGUCGCGACCGAUUGCGUCUUUUUCACCGGCGCGGCGCCUUUGAAAAAGCCCUGUUCGAGGACACGGACAACCACUUCGGGGCAAACAGUUACAACAAAAUGAAGAUGGUUGUGCAAAAAAAUACAUUUUCAAGAAUAAUUUUCCAAAGAGGAUUGCACGGUGCUAACAAAAAAUUAGAUAGUCUCAUAAGAGUUAAUCAUGCUGGAGAACUCGGAGCUGAUCGUAUAUAUGCAGGGCAGAUGGCAGUGUUAGGAAACAGUAGUGUAGGUCCAAAGAUUAAAGAGAUGUGGGAACAAGAAAAAGUACAUAGACAUAAAUUUGAACAACUUAUAAUUCAAAAUAGAGUUCGGCCAUCACUGCUAUUUCCUCUAUGGCAUUGUGCCGGCUACGUACUUGGCGCUGGUACAGCACUUAUGGGUCCUAAAGCUGCCAUGGCUUGCACUGUUGCUGUGGAAACUGUUAUUGUAGAACACUACAAUGAUCAAUUGCGAGACCUGAUGAAUGAUCCCGAUUCUGACAAAGAGCUUCUUGAAACCAUUAAAAAAUUUAGGGAUGAAGAACAAGAACAUCAUGAUUGUGGUAUUGAUCAUGGGGCUGAGCAAGCCCCAUUUUAUGAUGCAUUAACAAAAGUUAUAAAAACUGGGUGCAAAGUAGCUAUUGAAGUAGCAAAAAGAGUGUGAAGUUAUUUUCUUUAUGAAAUCAGAUUAUAAUUAUGGUUAAAUAUUUAAAUUAUAUAAUAUAUUUUUAAAGAUUCAUCCUUUAAUUGUUUCAUUGAUAUUAAUUGGUUAAAAUUGUUACCUCCUUCACAGUGUGGUCCUUGAAAACCUUGUGGACAUCGACAGACACCUGGCGCAACACAUGUGCCAUUAUUCAUACACUGUGGAUAGCACAAUGCUGUUUUGCAAUACUGUCCCAUAUAACCUUCGGGACACUGACAUAUUUUAUCUGCAUUGCACCAACCGUUGUUCUCACAUUUUUUAUCACAUACUAAGUCGAGACCUUUGAAAAUAAUUGUACACAUUAUUUUACAGUUAAUAACAUAGGUAUCAGUUCAGAUUACUUUCCAAAAAUAAAUUUUAAGCUAUUAUAAAAUAACUAAUAAAUUAUUAAGUUAGAUAAUCAA
Messenger RNA from Acyrthosiphon pisum (pea aphid), 1223 nucleotides. RefSeq names its product ubiquinone biosynthesis protein COQ7, mitochondrial (gene Coq7). Gene Ontology annotation, cellular component: nucleus; mitochondrial inner membrane. The coding region runs from base 199 to 780 and encodes 193 amino acids. Gene Ontology annotation, biological process: determination of adult lifespan; regulation of reactive oxygen species metabolic process; ubiquinone biosynthetic process. The transcript has 4 exons. The record is from RefSeq and is marked provisional. Gene Ontology annotation, molecular function: 3-demethoxyubiquinol 3-hydroxylase activity. Lineage: Eukaryota; Metazoa; Arthropoda; Insecta; Hemiptera; Aphididae.